Molecule: messenger RNA, 396 nt
Organism: Phytophthora nicotianae INRA-310
Lineage: Eukaryota; Oomycota; Peronosporomycetes; Peronosporales; Peronosporaceae
Exons: 1
Coding region: 1-396 (131 amino acids)
Source: RefSeq, a predicted model, not a curated record
AUGUCGCGCACUCCAAGCCCCAAAAAAGUAAUGGCGCGGACUCCAGGUCAGCAGCAAGGAAGGACGCGAACGACAGGGACCGGCAAGCUACCUAAGCAGUUUAAAAGAGUGGCGGUUUCGUUUCGUCAUAAGCUCGAUGUGAUCGAGUUCUAUGACGCAGUUAUCUCGAAGGAGAAAAUGCACGCUAUUAUCAGCUACUUCUAUCCUUCACUCGCAGCAGACAAAGUUAAAGCGAAGAAAAGACACGUAUACAACUGGCUUAACCAGCGCGCACUUGUUAUCGAUAAGUGUGAACUGGCUGUGGGUCUCAUUACAAGGACAGAAAAUUCGGGAUGUCAGCAACGCUGUCGCCAGAAUUUAAAAAAAAGCUGCUUUACGAGAGGUAACCGACGCUGA